AUGGCUUCAAGCUCUAUGAGCUCGAGCUCAUCUUGGACGUCUAAGCAAAACAAGAUGUUCGAGAGGGCCUUAGCCGUCUACGAUAAAGACACUCCCGACCGUUGGCAAAACGUGGCUAAAGCCGUCGGAAGUAAAUCGGCGGAUGAAGUCAAACGUCACUACGACAUCCUCGUUGAAGAUCUCAUGAACAUCGAACAAGACUUGGUCCCUUUGCCUAAGUACAAAACCAUCGAUGUUGGAAGUAAAUCAAGAGGCAUCAACGAUUUUGAUAUGAGGUUGAUGAAGAAUAUGAGAAUCCAGUGA
Microthlaspi erraticum is the source of this 303-nucleotide messenger RNA. NCBI's taxonomy places the organism in Eukaryota, Viridiplantae, Streptophyta, Magnoliopsida, Brassicales, Brassicaceae. The record is from the annotation of a GenBank genome assembly.